Molecule: messenger RNA, 1347 nt
Organism: Diorhabda carinulata
Lineage: Eukaryota; Metazoa; Arthropoda; Insecta; Coleoptera; Chrysomelidae
Exons: 1
Coding region: 1-1347 (448 amino acids)
Molecular function (GO): catalytic activity
Source: RefSeq, a predicted model, not a curated record
AUGGCAGUAAGCGUGGCGAAAAUCAUUGGUGCUGGUAUCUUGAUUAUAAGUGAGCCAAACCUUAACUUCAUUAGGAAUAGAAAGGACUGGGUAAUUGGGGAUGACCUCACAACAGCUAUUAAAGUAAACAAUUGUGAUAUUAGUAUUAAGAGUCAAGGAUAUGGAGCGGGUUUCACCUAUGUAACAAUAACGGACGAUAUAACAAUAUAUAGUUGUUACAUGUCAGGAAAUGAUGAAGAUCAAACCCUGGAAGAGACCUUGAAUGCAAUAGGCAGGCUGGUCAGAGAGAAAAACCAAAAGGCGGUCAUAGGAGGUGAUUUUAAUGCCAAGUCUCCACAAUGGGGCAUGAGCUACUCCGACAGAAGACGGCACAUUGUAACCGAAUGGAUUGCUACAAAUGACUUUACAGUACUCAACAAAGGGGAAGCUCCAACCUUCGAGAGGAGGGGAUAUGGCUCCAUCCUUGACCUUACCCUAGCGACAGGAAAUGUGUCAUCAUGUAUUGCAAACUGGAAGGUAUUAGAUGAGGAAUCGUUAAGUGACCAUAAUUACAUCAGCUUCGACAUUAAAGAAACGAUGCGAAUGCCAGCAAAACCCAGAAGCGACAGAGGCUGGAAGGUGAACAAUUUGGACAUACAACACUUAAAACGAGUAAUCUCCGAGGAGGAAAGAUUUAAGUCCAUGGCUUCUGCCAGUGAUCUUUCAGAGAACCUAAAAGUCGUAUGUAACAAAGUGUUGCAGAAGAAAAAGCAUUCCUCACAAAAACCUCCAGCUUACUGGUGGAAUCAAGAAAUAGCUGAGCUUCGUAGGCAAUGUAUGAGGAAAAGGAGGCUAUACACCAGAAACCGCAGAAGAAACUCUCCAGAAGAAAAUGAAGUUCUUUGGACAGAAUACCAGGAAAGUAAGAAAUUGCUAAAACGCAUAAUCAAGCAAUCCAAAAGAAAGUGCUGGAAAGAACUAUGUGAGAGAGUGGACAGUGACAUCUGGGGAGACGGAUAUAAGAUUGCCAUGAGAGGCAUAUCCGGCUUUCCCUCCAGACUUAGCCUGACCAUGGACACCAUAGAGCAAGUAGUUAAGCACUUGUUCCCGGUACACCAAGACGUGAUUUUUAACUGUGAUAAUAAUAAUAGGAUUUUAAGCUUUAGCGUUAGUGAACUACAGGUAGCAAGCAGAAAGCUGAAAAGCGGUAAGGCACCAGGACCGGGCAAUAUACCGCCUGAAGUAUUGAAGGCAGCUAUCGAAGCAAAUCCGGACCGCUUCCUAACAGUGUAUAACACUUUAGCAAACUCUGCACUCUGCAGACUUCCCAGAAAAAUGGAAAGAAGCGAGACUGGUACUGCUACGUAA